AAAAAUGGAGGAACCCGGGGAAAUAUCCCCGAAUGAUCUCGAGAUUAUCGAAUCUCAUAAAAACAUUAUUGAGCGAGACUCAAAAGAGGUUUCCGGAAAAUGGAGAAUAAUCGCCAUUUUUUUGCACUUCAUUUGUGCAGGCUCUGGAUACGGUUGUUCAACAUUAUUCUACAUUUUCUGGGAACACAUUUUUGGACUGAACUGUCCCAUCUGGGCGAGACUGGAGUCCCCGAUACAUGUCAGACGGCUCAGGGAAAUGGGAAGUGAGAUGGUUGAGGAAGAGGGCCCCGAAAUUGUCACUGACGACUGGAGGAAAAAAUUGAUAAUCGAGUUUAAACAUGACUUCCACUGCAAUUUUUUCUUCUAUAUUAGUUUGUGCUCGUGUUCCUUCGGGGUUGUGUGGCUUAUGCUGUUCUGGAGGUGUGGAAAGGGCGGAUAUGACACGAGAGUUUUUACAGCCCCUUGGAGGAUUGUUCCGCCUGCAUUACUAUUUCAUCUAAUUUUUUCACCGAUUGUCAUCGGGGUUGUUCACGAUUUUUUAUAUGGCUACUGGAGUUUUACGAAGAAUUUGAAGACAGUGGCAUCAUCAUACAUGAAUGCAACGGAAAUAUCGAGCUUUGAGAACCACUGCGAGAUAGUCUCAUAUUACCUAGAGGUUUACAACAUCAAAAGAUACGAUGUUUGCUACGUUUACACAGCUCUUCAGGUAUUUGCAUGGAUAAUGGCCUGGAGUUGGCUUUUAAUUCUCGGAACUCUCUCCCUGCGCGUGAUAACAGCCGCUGACUUUCGCUUGCUCAUCACUACUGUAUACAAAGUUCCUAAGAGAUCGUCAAGUGAGCAGGGGACUGCUGUUGAGAUACGCGAGACUCUGGAGCCACCACCCACGAAGAAGAGAAUGAAGAAGAUAAUUUUUGCGAUUCCAGAACGAGACCGCAAUCAAUCGAAUCGAUCAUCUCUCGCAAUUUGA
Messenger RNA from Diachasmimorpha longicaudata, 967 nucleotides. RefSeq lists its product as uncharacterized. Lineage: Eukaryota; Metazoa; Arthropoda; Insecta; Hymenoptera; Braconidae. The transcript has 5 exons. Bases 5 to 967 code for a protein of 320 amino acids. The record is from RefSeq and is a predicted model, not a curated record.